GCAGCGGGUCGGGUGACCCUCGGCCGGUCCUCGGACCGCAAGGCUUGCGGCUCCGGUGGGCACCGGCCGGCCGCCGGGCCUCUGGAUCCGUCCGAGGGGCACAUCCUCGAAAGCUUGGGGCUCGACGCCCCAGGGCGGGUGCGGCAGCUGCAGCUUCGUCUCCUAGAUACAUUCCUCGAGGUCAGGACGGUUUCUCCAGGGCCUGGCACGUGAACCAGCAGAAGCUCUGAGAUCACAUGUCGUUGGCUCUGAGUGGGUCAUGCGCCCCAAGACGCUCUAAGACAGCCCUGGUUCCCGAGGCCUGGUGCCCUUGUGCAGGGCUCGACCUCCACAGCUGGACAAAGUAGUCCUCGAGGCCCCCAGUGACCCUCAGACCGGCAGAAUGCAUGACUGGCACAGGAUCUUUGACCAAAACCUGCUGGUCCCUCCCCACACACAGAGAGCACGCCAGCCUCUAAAGGAAUCGACGGCAUUUCAGUGUGUCCUGAAGUGGCUUGAUGGCCCGCUAAUUAAGCAGGGUGUGCUGGAGGUGCUGUCGGAGGUGGGCUGCCACCUGCGAGUGUCCCUCUUUGACGUGACCUACCGACACUUCUUCGGGAGGACUUGGAAGAGCUCGGCGAGGCCCGUGGAGCCGCUCUGCAGGCAGCCCCCCAGGAUCGUCUUCAGUGAGCCCUUCUAUUUUCACACGUCCUUGAACCACCCUAACGUCGUGGCCGUGGUGGAAGUGGUCACUGAAGGCAGGAGACGGGACGGGACCCUUCAGACUUUGUCCUGUGGGUUUGGAAUCCUUCGGAUCUUCAGCAACAACCCGGAAUCUCCUUCCUCUGCCCCCCAGGACAAACGGUUGAGACUGUAUCACGGCAGCCCCCGAGCCCUCCUGCACCCGCUUCUCCAGGACCCCAUAGAACAAAACAAGCACAUGACCCUCAUUGAGACCUGCAGCCUGCAGUACACGCUGAAGCCACACCCGCUCCUGGAGCCCGUGUUCCACCUUCUUCCCGAGAACCUUCUGGUGUCUGGUCUGCAGCAGAUACCUGGUCUCCUUCCAGCUCAUGGAGAAUCGGGGGACGCCCUCCGGAAGCCUCGCCUUCAGAAGUCUCUCACGUGGUACCUGGACGAUUUGUUCUUCACGCUGUAUCCCUCCCUGGAGAAGUUUGAGGAGGAGCUUCUGGAACUUGUGAUCAGCGAUCACUUCCGGGAGGCGGGCAGCCCGCUGGACAGCGGUGUCCUGGAGAUCUUGGAGCGGCGCCUGUGCGUGGGCGUGCACAAUGGGCUGGGCUUCGUGCAGAGGCCACAGGUGGUGGUGCUGGUGCCUGAGCUGGAGGUGGCCUUGACGCACUCUGCCAGCUUCAGCCGGAAAAUUGGCGCCUCUUCGAAGGCCAGAUCUGGAAACCACACUCUGGUCUUGAGAAGCCGCCUCCAGCUCCCUGAGAUGGUCUGUCACCCCGCGUUCACCAUCGUCUUUCAGCUGGAGUACGUGUUUAACAGCCCUUCGGGAGCGGACGGCAACGCAGCUUCGGUCACCUCCUUGUCGAACCUGGCGUGUAUGCACAUGGUGCGCUGGGCUGUCUGGAACCCCGUGCUGGAAGCCAGCUCCGGGCGGGUGAUGUUACCUCUACAGGGUGGGAUCCAGCCCAACCCCUCUCACUGUCUGGUCUAUAAGGUACCCCCAGCCAGCAUGAGCUCCGAAGAGGUGAAGCAGGUGGAGUCGGGGACAGUCCAGUUCCAGUACUCACUGAGCCCUGAAGGACACCCGGACACGCCCGUGGAGCACGCCAUUCGCCCCAAGGCAGAGCAGCGGCCUUCCAGGAAGCCACCCACCUCCCCUUCAAGCCUGCCAGCACCACCGCCCCGGGGGCUCACCACCCCCCAGGACUCGCCAGUGGGACCAGGGCUGUCGCUUUCCCAGCUGGCGGCUUCCCCACAGUCCCCAGCUCAGUGCCGCGCGGCUGAAGCCUCGUCAAAGCCACCGGGGAGCCCCACGCUCUCCCUGGCCCCGGGGGAGUUCCCCUUGGAGGGCAGGAUCUCUCACCUGGAAGCUGACCUGAGCCAGACGGCCUUGGUCGCGGGCACAUCCACUGCUGAGCAGUUGCAGGAGCUGCCUUUCACACCUGUGCACGCCCCGAGCAUCGUGGGAGCCUGGACCAGGAGCUCUGGAGGGAAGCCGUCACGAGCCUCCCUAGCGCUACUGCGGUCCGCCGGCUUUCCCGAGAUUCUGGACGCCAAUAAGCAACCAGCCGAGGCCGUGAAUCCUACAGAUCCCGUGAAGUUCAGCCCUCAGAAGGAAGAAUCAGACUGUCUGCAAAGCAACGAGAUAGUGCUACAGUUUCUUGCCUUUAGCAGGGUGUCCCAGGAUGACCAGGCAGCGCCGUGGCCACAGACUGUAUAUUUCACCUUCCAGUUCUACCGCUUCCCCCCCGAGACAACGCCGCGGCUGCAGCUGGUUGAGCUGGACGAGGCCGGGAAGACCAGCUCGGCCUCCCUGCCCCACCUCCUCGUCCUGAUUCACAAGGACGGCUCCUUUGAUGCGGGGUCUCCGGGCUUUCAGCUGAAGUACCUGGUGGACCCUGGAUUCCUGAGACCCGGGGAGCAGCGCUGGUUCGCCCGCUACCUGGCCAUGCAGACCCUGCAGAUCGACAUCUGGGACGGAGACUCCCUGCUUCUCAUCGGGUCCGCCGCCGUUCAGAUGAAGCACCUCCUCCGCCAAGGGCGCCCAGCCGUUCAGGUCUCGCAUGAGCUUGAGGUCGUGGCGACAGAGCACGAACAGGACACCAUGGUGGUGAGUGGAGACGUGACCAGGUUUGGCUGCGUCAAGCCCAUCAACGUCCACACGGUGGUGAAGGGCCGGCUGCACCUGACCUUGGCCAACGUGGGUCACUUGUGUGAACGGAGAGUGAGGAGUCCCAGCUCACUGCCACCUUCCAGGUCACGGGUCAUCUCGAAUGACGGAGCCACCGGCUUCUCGGGAGGUGGCCUUCUCACGCCCGGGGCUCCCAGACCAGUGAAAAAUGUGGUCCAAGCGCAGAAGCUGGCCGACGUGGACAGUGAGCUGGCCGCCCUGCUCUUCUCGCCCCCGUGGCCGGGGACCCCGCGGCCCCAGGGCGCCGGCCGCGAGGGGGACGCCGUCCGCAGGCGCAAGCUGGAGCGCAUGCGGGCCGUGCACCUGCGGGAGCGCGGAGCCGAGCCUGGCCGCUGCGGGCUGGGUGCGCUGGCCCAGCAGAGCAUCCGUGCCCAGCACGCUCGGGACCUGCAGCUCAUCGCCGCCUACCGGGAGCGCACCAAGGCCGAGAGCAUCGCCAACGCGCUGAGCCUGGCCAUCACCACGCGGCACACCAUCCGUGCCACGCUGGGCGCCGCCGAGUUCUUCGAAUUCGCUCUCAGGAACCCCGACAACACGCAGCACACCGUGACCAUCGCGAUUGACAGCGCUGAGCUCAGCCUCAUCCUGGACGGUCGGGAGUGGCGGUACUUCAAAGAGCUGGCCGGCCUGCACACGCCCCUGGAGGAGGACAUGUUCCACCCGCGGGGCAGCCUGACCCCCCAGCUCUUCCUACGCCCCCGGGAGAUGGUUCACAUCCCCUUCAAGUUCCAGACCUUCUCUGCGGGUCCGCGGGCCUCGGCGCAGGCCUCUGCUGAGCUGAGAUUCGAGAAGGACAUGGGCGCUGGGUCACCUCCUAAGUCCAGCAUGAUGCCCACCAAACACGCCAAGGUUCUGUUCCGCGCAGGCAGCGGCAAGCCCCUCGCCGUGCUCUGCCUGACCGUGGAGCUGCAGCCCCACGUGGUGGACCAGGUCUUCCGCUUCUACCACCCGGAGCUCACCUUCCUGAAGAAGGCCAUCCGCCUGCUGCCCUGGCACACGCUUCCAGGUGCUCCCGUGGGGAUGCCCGGGGAGGACCCCCCGGUCUACGUACGAUGUAGUGACCCGAAUGUCAUCUGCGAGACCCAGAACAUGGGCCCCGGGGAGCCCCGAGACGUGUUCCUGAAGGUAGCCAGUGGUCCCAGCCCGGAGAUCAAAGACUUCUUUGUCACCAUUUAUGCGGACCGCUGGCUGGCGACGCCCGUCCAGACCUGGCAGGUCCACCUCCACUCCCUGCAGCGCGUGGAUGUCUCCUGUGUCACAGGCCAGCGGACCUGCCUGGCCCUUGUCCUUCGGGGGAUGCAGACCGUUAGGAAAGUGAAGGCUUUCAGCUCCCACCCCCAGGAGCUGACGACGGACCCCAAAGGCGUCUUCGUGCUGCCCCCUCACGGGGUGCAGGACCUGCACGUGGGCGUGAGGCCCCGCAGGGCGGGCAGCCGCUUCGUGCACCUCAACCUGGUCGACGUGGACGCCCACCAGCUGGUGGCCUCGUGGCUCGUGUGCCUCUCCUGCCGCCCACCCCUCAUCUCCAAGGCCUUUGAGAUCACACUGCCUGCCGGGGGCGGGAAGGGCGCCAACAAGCGCAUCACCUACACCAACCCCUACCCCUCCCCGAGGGCCUACCGCCUGCACAGCGACCACCCGCGCCUGCUGCAGUUCAAGGAGGACGCCUUCCAGGUCGGGGGAGGCGAGACCUACACCAUCGGCCUGCGGUUUGCGUCCCGUCAGGAGGCCGGGGAGGAGGAGAUUCUGAUUUACAUCAAUGACCACGAAGACAAAAACGAGGAGACGUUUUGUGUGAAGGUCAUCUACCAGUAAAGGAGCGCUGGGGGCCGUCCUUGCUGCUGUUCGGGGUCAGGCGGCUGUCCCGGAACUUGGUCCCGUGGACUUGGCCGAGGGAGGGGGGUCGCCGUGCCCCUAACCGUUUGCGAUGCUCCCACCCGGUCAAGCUGCUGCCGGUACCACCCGCGUAGCAGCCCCACGGGAGUCCUGACCGUGAACGUGCGCGCCCACUGUACCCGGGGCCCGUUUCUCUCUGCGGCAUGCGGGGGAUUGUCACCGUCUGUGACGUUAGGAUUUACUGUCAGCAAAAUGUAUUUUCUGAAUCAUUUUAAAUGAUAAAAUUAUGUUUUUUUAACUGAGUUUUAUACAAACACUGUAUUAUUUGCUAUGUAAUGUUUUUUUAUGCUGGUAUUGUU
Messenger RNA from Eubalaena glacialis (North Atlantic right whale), 5055 nucleotides. RefSeq names its product nephrocystin 4 (gene NPHP4). Gene Ontology annotation, biological process: negative regulation of canonical Wnt signaling pathway; protein localization to ciliary transition zone. Gene Ontology annotation, cellular component: ciliary transition zone; ciliary base; non-motile cilium. The transcript has 32 exons. The coding region runs from base 383 to 4675 and encodes 1430 amino acids. The record is from RefSeq and is a predicted model, not a curated record. Lineage: Eukaryota; Metazoa; Chordata; Mammalia; Artiodactyla; Balaenidae.